UCUCUUCACAUACUGAGUUCCUUGUCAGCAAUAAUUCCGACAUGGCCGAUUCCGCCGCGUCCCCCUCCAUUGAGGUGCAAAACCUCUCCUAUAAGUUCCAAGACGGCUCGGACGGGCUGGAAAACGUCAUACUAAGCCUUCCACCAGGUAGCCGGACGCUCCUUAUUGGCGCAAACGGAGCGGGAAAGACCACACUGCUUCGUCUGGUGUCGGGCAAACGCUUGGCACCUACCAACACCAUCACGGUGGGCGGCAAGGAUCCCUUCAAAGACGGCCUUGAAGGAGUUACUUACCUCGGUGUGGAAUGGGUGCUCAACGCUAUUGUUCGCACCGACAUCGAUGUCCCCACACUGCUCGCCUCGGUGGGCGGAAAUGCCUACCCGGAGCGACGUGACGAGCUUGUUGAUAUACUCGACAUUGAUCUACGCUGGCGCAUGCACGCCGUGUCAGAUGGUGAACGCCGUCGUGUUCAGCUAGCCAUGGGCCUGUUGCGCCCUUGGAAGGUUCUCCUUUUGGAUGAAAUCACCGUGGACCUCGAUCUGCUUUCCCGAAGCAACUUCCUCGCUUUCCUGAAGCGGGAGACUGAGACACGACCUUGCACUAUUGUCUAUGCUACCCAUAUUCUCGACAACCUGGCACAGUGGCCCAGCCACUUGGUGCACAUGCAUUUGGGUAAAGUCAAGGCCUUCGGAACUGUGGAAACGUUCCACGAUCAAGUUCCAGAGUGGACAUCUGAGAACAGUCGUCUCGGAGAAUUGGUUCUCAAAUGGCUCAAGGAGGAUCUUGCCGUUAGAGGACCUCGUAAUGGCGUGGCGACCCAGGCCAAAACUUACGAUGCCGGCGGCAUCGGGGGUUACGGCUACGAGAAGCACGACUAA
Messenger RNA from Penicillium pulvis, 878 nucleotides. RefSeq names its product putative ABC transporter. The transcript has 2 exons. The record is from RefSeq and is a predicted model, not a curated record. Bases 42 to 878 code for a protein of 278 amino acids. Lineage: Eukaryota; Fungi; Ascomycota; Eurotiomycetes; Eurotiales; Aspergillaceae. Gene Ontology annotation, molecular function: ATP hydrolysis activity; ATP binding.